Molecule: messenger RNA, 1665 nt
Organism: Salvelinus sp. IW2-2015
Lineage: Eukaryota; Metazoa; Chordata; Actinopteri; Salmoniformes; Salmonidae
Product: zinc finger protein 182
Biological process (GO): regulation of transcription by RNA polymerase II
Cellular component (GO): nucleus
Molecular function (GO): DNA-binding transcription factor activity, RNA polymerase II-specific
Source: RefSeq, a predicted model, not a curated record
GUUAUGUUGGACAUAGAGCAGGUCGUUCUGGGGGAAGAGGUGAUGACCAGUGCCACAGCGUCCACCAUCAAGCCACAGACUGUUCCUGCUAUCCAACCCUAUCAGCAUGACAGCCUACAGUGUUUUCAAUGCUUCAUUACAUUUUGUAAUGCCAAGGCCAAGGAGAGGCACAUGAGAAAGAGCCAUCGUGAGGAAUACAAGCAGUCACUCCAACAGACCGAUACRCUGUUCACCUGUUAUGUGUGCGAUCGUACCUUCUCCUCCUCUGAGGAGCUGACACAGCACCAGACCUCACACAGCCUGGAAGACAAGCCCUUCCGCUGCCCCCACUGCCAGGGAAGCUUCCGGACCUUCUCUGAGUUGACACUCCACCGGCGACAGCUGUGCAAGGAGCGGCAGUGUGUGUGCAAGGAAUGUGGCAUGGUAUUCCGGGGCCCAAACCAGUUACGCACCCACCGCCUCACCCAGCACCCCCAGCCACUGGAAGAGGAGGAUGAUGACACCAAGACUCACCGUUGUGGCAAGUGUGGCCGCGGRUUUGAGGCGGAGGUGGAUCUUGUGCUGCAUCAGGAGAACUUUGCGGGUGAUCAGCAUUGCGAUGCAAAGGUCCCGGCCAAAAAACGUGGCCGACCUCCCAAGAAAGUGGCUGAGGCAGCAAACGGAGAGAAGAGCGGAGAAGCUGAGGAGGGGGGAGACGAGUCUGUGGCAAAAAGAGGGAAAGGACCGGGGCGACCCCCUAAGGAGGAGCUCCAAAUUCCCUGUCCUGAAGCUGAGUGUGACCUCACCUUCUCCUCUGUUGCCCUUCUCCGGGCCCACAAGAAGGAGAAGCACGGGCGGCCGCCUCAACYUCGCAAGGCUCACCCCUGCUCUGAGUGUGAAGAGAGCUAUGCCCGGCUGGAGCAGCUCAAAGCCCACAUGGCCAGGGCUCACAGCUCUGGCCGACACAACUGCCCCACCUGCGGCAAGAGCUUUAGUCGGGAGAGCAACCUAAAGGCACACCAGAAGACACACACUGAGGGAGAAGAGGCAACAGACAAAGAAAAGAGAUAAUCUCGGGAAAGGGAAUAUCAUCAUGAAAAUGUAAUGGAUGGUUUCGGGUUUUGAAAAUAUAAUUUGGGGUAAAACAGGCCUUGAUGUGGGUGGGUUUUUUAUGUUCAAGAUGGGGGUUUGGAAUAUGUGACAUACCAUACACAAAAGCACUCAGUUGGAUCAUUAGAUUGUUCGUGGUUAUUUUAAAGGGCUUUUAGAAAAACAACAAAAUGUACUGUGUAUAAAACCCUUUAUACAGAUGUGUACAUAAUUGUGAAUUACAACUGCCCCCCAGAGUGGGAAUCUAUUUGUUUCCAUAUUGCCAACACCUUUAAAAARUUAUAAUUCUGUAUUCAUAUUAUGGAUGUAGAGCUAGUCUAACGAUUUGCCUCAAAUGUGAGAAGUUUUUGUAACUUAUAGUAUUGAUUUUAGUAGGUAAUCAAUGGGUUUUAUGGUGUACCAUUCCACUCAUAAUUUAGUUUGUUCCUGUCAAGGCAUCUUCUGAUCAUGUAAAUUUAUAUUGGUCUGGGGAAUCCAUUGUUCCGUAAAGGAUGUCAUUGUUGUAUUCAGGUGAUCUUGUACUUUUUUUCAUCCACAAUGAAAUAGUAAUGGCAUUAAACUAAGGAGUGAUUUCAA